Messenger RNA from Salvelinus sp. IW2-2015, 6292 nucleotides. Lineage: Eukaryota; Metazoa; Chordata; Actinopteri; Salmoniformes; Salmonidae. The record is from RefSeq and is a predicted model, not a curated record.
CAUACUCAUGUUUGCCAUCAUCGGAGUGGAGUUCUACAUGGGCAAGUUCCACUCCACCUGCUUCACUGUCGACCACUGGUGAGCGAGCAGCAGCUUUCCCCUGUGGUACGGAGGCCCCAGCCAGGAUGUGUCCUAAUAGUACAGAGUGUACAGAGUACUGGAUCGGCCCCAACUACGGCAUCACCAACUUUGACAACAUCCUGUUUGCCGUGCUCACCGUCUUCCAGUGCAUCACCAUGGAGGGAUGGGUGGACAUCCUCUACAAUGCUAACGAUGCCUCGGGGAACACCUGGAACUGGCUCUACUUCAUCCCCCUGAUCAUCAUCGGAUCCUUCUUCAUGCUCAACUUGGUCCUGGGUGUCUUAUCAGGGGAGUUUGCCAAAGAAAGAGAGCGUGUGGAGAAGAGGCAGGACUUUCUAAAGCUGCGCAGACAGCAGCAGAUAGAGAGAGAGCUGACGGGAUACCUGGAGUGGAUAUGCAAGGCAGAGGAGGUGCUGCUGGAGGAGGAGGAUGAGAACGCGGAGGAGAAGUCCCCUCUGGACGUGUUGAAACGAGGCAAGGUCAAGAAGAGUAAGAAUGACCUGAUUGGUGCUGAGGAGGGAGAGGAUCACUUCACUGACAUGUCCUCUGUUGCCCCCCCAGGCUCUCCGUUUGGCCGGGCCAGCGUGAAGAGCAGUAAGCUGGAGAGCUCGUCCUACUUCCGCCGCAAGGAGAGGAGAAUGCGUUUCUUCAUCCGUCGCAUGGUCAAAGCCCAGAGCUUCUACUGGAUAGUACUGUGUCUGGUGGGCCUCAACACACUGUGUGUGGCCAUCGUCCACUACGACCAGCCUGAGUGGCUCACCACUGCCCUCUACCUGGCAGAGUUUGUGUUCCUGGGUCUGUUCAUGUCUGAGAUGAGCCUGAAGAUGUACGGCCUGGGAGCCAGGAACUACUUCCAUUCCUCUUUCAACUGCUUCGACUUUGGUGUGAUAAUAGGGAGUAUACUUGAGGUGGUGUGGUCUAUGAUCAAACCAGGGGCAUCCUAUGGCAUUAGUGUGCUGAGGGCUCUUCGUCUGCUCAGGUUAUUCAAAUUUACCAAGUACUGGAACUCCCUGAGGAACCUGGUAGUGUCUCUUCUCAAUUCAAUGAAGUCCAUUAUCAGCUUGCUCUUCCUCCUCUUCCUCUUCAUCGUUGUCUUUGCCCUGCUGGGCAUGCAGCUCUUCGGAGGACAGUUUAAUUUUGAAGAGGAGACGCCGACGACCAACUUCGACACUUUCCCGGCGGCCAUUCUCACCGUCUUCCAGAUUUUGACUGGCGAGGAUUGGAAUGCAGUGAUGUAUCAUGGUAUUGAGUCCCAGGGGGGCGUACGGCGGGGAAUGUUCUCCUCGGUCUACUUCAUCGUCCUCACACUCUUUGGAAACUACACUCUCCUGAACGUAUUUUUGGCUAUCGCCGUCGACAACCUCGCCAAUGCACAGGAGCUCACCAAGGAUGAGGAGAAGCAGGAGGAAGAAGCCAAUAAGAAGCUGGCCCUGCAGAAGGCCAUGGAGGUGAAGGAGGUCAGCCCCAUGUCAGCAGCCAACAUCUCUAUCGCUGCUUUUGUAAAGCAAAAUCGAGAUGCACUCUCUCGCAGCUCGUCCGUCUCCAGCGUGCAUUCACCUAAAGAGCAGCAGAGAGCCAAUAAGAUAAUGUCAGUGUGGGAGCAGCGCACCAACCAACUGCGUCGAAACAACCUGAGAGCUAGCUCCGAGGCUCUGUUCAACGAGCUGGAACCCGAGGAGCGUCUGCGUGUCUCCUCCGCCCUCCACCUGCGCUCCGACAUGAAGACCCACAAUGACCGCCCCCUAGUGGUGGAGCCAGGUAACGGGGACAAACCCCGACCCCCCGAGGAGGACAGAGACGGAGCAGACUCCCAGCAAGAGGGAGGAGACGCCCACGGCCCACAGCCACGCAAGCACUACCGUCACCGGGAGAGGAACGGGGAGAAUGGGGAGAGCAGGCAUCACACCCACCACAGCCGCAGUAGGGACCACUACCACCCAGACGGGCCCCGGUCCAAAGAGGUCAAGGGGGAGAGGAGCCAUAGUCGAGAGGGGGGGCAGGGCCACAGGCACCAUCACCAGGCUGGAUCCCCAGAGGAGGGGGUUAACGGAGGGGGAGAGGGAAGGGAAGACCGCCACCACCACUCCGACAGACAGGGGGACGGGGCUCUGGCUACCAGGGACAGACUGGAGAGCAGGGGCCGGGGCCACAGGGAGGAGAACGGAGAAAGGAGGAAGCACCGCUCACGCAUAGUCAGGGCCCAGUCAACACUGGAUGGAGACGAGUGCAGAGAGAACGGAGAGAGAAAUGGAGACAGGGACCAAGGACACAGGGACAGGCAGACCGACUCUCAAGGGGAGAGCUUGGCCACCAGUCCUGUGCAGCCUCCUGCAGGUCUGCAGGCUGGAGAGAAGCAGGAGGAUGCUGACAACCAGAAGAACAGCCACAGAGCCAGCCAGGCAGGCCUGAACAGCAACACUGUCCACAUCCCUGUCACCAUCACCGCCCCAUCCAGAGAGACCACCAUCAUACCCAUGGAUAACAUAGACUGUGAGAGCCUCCCCCUGAACGAGGAGAAGAAGGACUUGGAGCAGGAGCUGAAGAACGGCCCCAAACACAUUCUCCCCUACAGCUCCAUGUUUGUGUUUGGACAGACCAACCCGGUGCGUCGGCUGUGCCACUACGUGGUGAACCUGCGUUACUUUGAAAUGUGUAUACUGUCGGUCAUCACCAUGAGCAGCAUAGCCCUGGCUGCGGAGGACCCUGUGCAGGCCAAUGCACCACGCAACAACGUGCUCAAGUAUCUGGACUACGUCUUCACAGGAGUGUUCACCUUUGAGAUGGUGAUUAAGAUGAUAGACCUGGGACUGCUCCUCCAUCCUGGUUCUUACUUCCGGGACCUGUGGAACAUCCUGGACUUUAUUGUGGUCAGUGGAGCUCUGGUGGCGUUCGCCUGCUCAGGAACUAAAGGCAAGGACAUCAACACCAUCAAGUCUCUCAGGGUGCUGCGAGUUCUAAGGCCUCUGAAGACCAUCAAACGACUGCCAAAACUCAAGGCUGUGUUUGACUGUGUGGUCAACUCUCUGAAGAACGUGCUCAACAUCCUCAUUGUCUACAUGCUCUUCAUGUUCAUCUUCGCUGUGAUCGCUGUGCAGCUGUUCAAGGGCAAGUUCUUCUACUGCACCGACGAGUCUAAAGGUCUGGAGAAGGACUGCAGGGGUAAGUUUCUCGACUAUGACGGUGAUGAAGUGGCGGCCCAGGAUCGUGAGUGGAGGAAGUAUGAGUUCCAUUAUGACAAUGUGCUGUGGGCCUUCCUCACCCUAUUCACCGUCUCCACCGGGGAGGGCUGGCCAAUGGUCCUAAAGCAUUCUGUGGAUGCCACCUAUGAGGAUGAGGGCCCCAGCCCAGGCUUUCGUAUGGAGACUUCUAUCUUCUAUGUGGUCUACUUUGUGGUCUUUCCCUUCUUCUUUGUCAACAUCUUCGUGGCUUUGAUCAUCAUCACCUUCCAGGAGCAGGGAGACAAGGCCAUGUCAGAGUGUAGUCUGGAGAAGAACGAGAGAGCUUGUAUCGACUUUGUCAUCAACGCCAAGCCUCUGACGCGCUACAUGCCAGCAGACAAGCAGUCGUUCCAGUAUAAGAUGUGGCAGUUUGUGGUGUCGCCGCCCUUUGAGUACUCCAUCAUGACCAUGAUCGCACUCAACACUGUGGUGCUGAUGAUGAAGUUUCACGGUGCUCCGGAGCUGUAUGAGGCCAUGCUGAAGUACCUGAACAUUGUGUUCACAGCUCUCUUCACACUAGAGUGCAUCCUCAAGAUCAUCGCUUUCGGGCCACUGAAUUACCUGAAGGAAGCUUGGAACGUGUUUGACUUUGUGACAGUAUUGGGGAGUAUCACAGACAUCUUGGUCACAGAGAUUAAGGACAAGCUGAUCAAUCUGAGUUUCCUGAGGCUGUUCAGGGCGGCCAGGCUCAUCAAGCUGCUGAGGCAGGGCUACACCAUUCGCAUCCUGCUAUGGACCUUUGUCCAGUCCUUCAAGGCCCUACCAUACGUCUGCCUCCUCAUCGCUAUGCUCUUCUUCAUCUACGCCAUCAUCGGCAUGCAGGUGUUUGGAAACAUUGAGCUGAAUGAGGAAUCAGCCAUCAAUCACCACAACAACUUCCAGACCUUCUUCCAGGCUCUGAUGCUUCUGUUCAGGAGUGCAACAGGUGAGGCGUGGCAUGAGAUCAUGCUGUCGUGUCUGAGUAACCGUCCAUGUGAUAAGCUGUCAGGGUCCGGAGGGAAGGAGUGCGGCAGUGACUUUGCUUAUUUCUACUUUGUCUCCUUCAUCUUCCUCUGCUCCUUUCUGAUGCUCAAUCUGUUUGUGGCGGUCAUCAUGGACAACUUUGAGUACCUGACCAGAGACGCCUCUAUCCUGGGGCCUCACCACCUGGACGAAUUCAUCCGUGUUUGGGCCGAGUACGACCCUGCUGCCUGUGGCCGUAUGACCUACCUCGAUAUGUACGAGAUGCUCCGUCACAUGUCCCCUCCGCUAGGUUUGGGAAAGAAAUGCCCGCCCAGAAUCGCCUACAAGCGAUUGGUUAAGAUGAACAUGCCCAUUGCCGAUGACAACACGGUGCACUUCACGUCCACUCUGAUGGCGCUCAUCCGCACUGCUCUGGAGAUCAAACUGGCAUCUGGAGUCCUGGCUCAGCGUCUGUGUGACGCUGACCUGAGGAAAGAUAUCUCCAGAGUCUGGCCCAACCUGCCUCAGAAGACUAUCGACCUGCUGGUCACACCAUAUAAAAAUGAUGAGUUCAAUGAGCUUCUUUGCCCCUUUGCGGUUGUAAACCGAGAGCUGACAGUGGGGAAGGUCUACGCUGCCCUCAUGAUCUUUGACUACUACAAGCAGAACCGGGCCAAGAGACUGGAACAGCAACUGGGACUGGACUUCACAGGGACAAUUAAGAAUAAAAAGGGCCCAGCCUUCUUCCGCCACAUGCCCAUGACCCAUAUGCAGGAGGAGGGGACAACAGUCUCCAGAGCCAAUCCCCUGCCAUCCUCCCAACCUGAACCAGAGUCUCAGCCAGAGCCCAUGCCAUCCACCACCUCUCUAACCAAUGGGGAAGCAGUGCCAAGCACUAGAAGUCCUAUAAAAGAGUCAGGAGAGCAACUGUCUCAGGAGGGCCAGCGGUCCAGCAGUAGAAAAAGGAUUCUACAGAGGGGCCAGUCAGAGGACGUGCCCUACUCCAACAAACCUCAGGAAUCAGUGGAGAUGAGGCAGGUGGAGAACGGUGCUGAUAUAGGGGGCUACUCUGGUCUGGAUGGCCAUGGCAGAGCAGCCUCCAUGCCAAGACUGGACUCCCAGUACUAUCGGAACCACCCUCGUCACCUACCUGGGACCUACCUGGCACCUAUUGCUGACAUCAGUCCUAUCAGGCGGUCGGCGUCCACGUUGGCUUCCCAGUGCCCCCAGGAGAUGAGUCUGAGAGACUACACCCUGGAGCGGCCCAGCCAGGCCCAAGCCCAGGCCUCCUCAGCCCCAGGUCAAGCCCAGGACAGGCCCCAUCACCAUCACCACCACCGCUGUCACAGACGCAGGGACAAGGACAGGGACAAGAAGCAGAAGUCACUUGACAGGGCAACCAGCGUUCAGCCUUCUAGUGAGAGGGGUACCCACAUGAUGCAUGCAUGUGCACACAUACACACACAGACUUGUUUCACAUGGUCAUGCAGCAACAUACACACUCUCAAAGAUAUCUCACUCACUGUGGAACCCAUGCAGUCCAAGUUGUUGAACUAUGAAUUCAUACAGAAAUAGAGUAAGGAAACCGUUCAUUCUCAGAAGCAGCAAAAGAGCCCUUGCUCUUGUUCCAAAUCGCUUGGACGCCUUUGCAUAGUGGCAUAAAUUCCUUAUCGGAUUACGGGCCUGAUCGGGUUAUGAAGGAAAGGGGUUUCUCUGUUGCGCUUCCCAAAGGACUUGAGCCAGGGAUUUUGUGUGUCAAGUUUUCCAUCUGACUAGCAAAGAGACUUAUGAGCUCCCCGAGGAAAAUCUGCUUUGUGUGGAUUAGAUUUUUGAUUUGUAUUUGCCGUUCUUCUUUGUUCUAUGGCCUCAAAAACGGUAGUUAUAAAAUGUUGGCUAAGCUGCUCCAGUAGUAGCUCCCCUUAGGGGCGACGGGGCAGCCGCUCUACAAACUGUGUACGAUGUGAAAUCAGCACGUCUCAUGUACAGGCUGUGACUGAGUGAGGCUUAAAAAAACUUUCUAGUGGAGAAUAUCUCUGGCAGCCUGGGCCCCA